Messenger RNA from Impatiens glandulifera, 983 nucleotides. RefSeq lists its product as uncharacterized. The transcript is spliced from 2 exons. NCBI's taxonomy places the organism in Eukaryota, Viridiplantae, Streptophyta, Magnoliopsida, Ericales, Balsaminaceae. The record is from RefSeq and is a predicted model, not a curated record. The coding region runs from base 420 to 851 and encodes 143 amino acids.
GCAGUAUAAAUUAGCAGAAAGCUCCCUAGACGUUCCUCCUCCUAUCUAUCUACCUCUAUCUCUCUCUUCCUUUGCUUUGGAACAACGCUUCUCUUUCGGCUUCAUUUUCCGUCUGAAUUCCAUUGUGAAUGGUGGAAAUCCUUAGCGAUCGGUUGAUGAUUUCCCCCUUCUCUCCAAGGGGGAUCUUGGCAGCCUCUGUUUUCUUCUUCGGAUCUUGCAAGGAAGGCUGGUACUACCGCUGCCUCGGCGUCGACCCCUGAAUUCUCAUCACGCCUUCACUGUUUGUUCAUUUUUCUCAUCUUUCCAAAUAACUUUGAGAUUAUUCAUCUCUUUUUCCCCCUUUUUAUCUCCCGAUUGAUUCAAUCGAUAUCGAUCUCAUUUGGGAAUUUUGAAAAAAUAUCAAAAAAACAACAAAUUUUAUGAGAAUGUUGCUUCCUAAGCAGAAGAAGAGUCAGACUGGCAAAGGCAAUCGUCUCUUAAUCAGCAUCACUGUCAUCGGUAGCGCAGGACCCAUCAGAUUUGUCGUCAAUGAAGAAGAUAUCGUUUCUGGGGUCAUCGUCACCGCUCUCAAAACUUACGCUCGUGAGGGCCGUCUUCCUAUACUUGGAUCCGACAUCAAUAAUUUCCUUCUCUACUGUUCUCUUGCCGGAACUGAUGCUUUAAACCCGUCGAUGACAAUUGGAUCUAUUGGUGUGAGAAACUUCAUGCUCUGCAAGAAACCUCAGACUGAAAAAACCAACACUGAUGAACAACAGAAACAUGAAGUUUCUUCUUCUUCUUCAAGGAAGGGUAAUGGUAGCUGGAAGGCUUGGCUAAACAAAUCUCUCAAUCUUAAGGUCUCUAGCCAUUAGUCUAAUGUCAUCAUGGUAUUGCCAAAAACUAUGUCAGUUUGCCUUUUGGGAGUAAUGUUUCCUUUUUUUUAUCUUUCUUAUUGUUUGAAUAAAACUUCAGAACAAUGAUAAUGGGUUGAGUUCCUUCAUCAA